UACUCUUUAAACGAAGCAGGCUUCUUUCUCUUCAAGCUGCUGCCGCUUCAACGCCUGUUUGGAGGAAAUCAUUUCACAUUUUAAAGAUCUAAAUCCACGUUGAAUUCAAGGUCCGAAAUAGCGGAUAUCUAGAACAUGCCGAAAAACAAAGGUAAAGGAGGAAAGAACAGGCGGCGUGGUAAGAAUGAGAACGAAUCUGAGAAGCGAGAGCUCGUGUUUAAAGAGGACGGGCAAGAGUACGCCCAGGUGAUAAAGAUGUUGGGAAACGGCAGGUUGGAGGCCAUGUGCUUUGACGGUGUCAAAAGGCUUUGUCACAUCCGAGGAAAACUCCGGAAAAAAGUUUGGAUCAACACGUCAGACAUUAUCCUCAUAGGCCUGAGGGAUUAUCAGGACACGAAAGCAGAUGUUAUUUUGAAGUACAACGCUGACGAGGCUCGGAGUCUGAAGGCGUAUGGAGAGCUGCCAGAGCAUGCUAAAAUCAAUGAGACGGACACGUUCGGGCCCGGAGAUGAUGACGAAAUUCAGUUCGAUGAUAUCGGCGAUGAUGACGAGGACAUUGAUGACAUCUAACUUGGGGCUGCUGCUAAGGAGGAAGUGGACUUUUGCUUGAGGAUUCCUGAAGUCUGACCCCCUCUCUCUCGGACACCGCAGCUCAGAUUUAGGGCUUUCUUCACUAACUACACGACUGCAUCACGAUCUACAAUACAUUGUUAGUUUUUAAUGUAUUUAUAUGAAUUUCACUCGGAGUGGAAUUUAGUUUAAGAAUCUCUGGAUUCGCAGAAUAAAACCAAACAAUUUUA
This is a messenger RNA of Clarias gariepinus (North African catfish), 800 nucleotides long. RefSeq names its product eukaryotic translation initiation factor 1A X-linked b (gene eif1axb). NCBI's taxonomy places the organism in Eukaryota, Metazoa, Chordata, Actinopteri, Siluriformes, Clariidae. Bases 136 to 570 code for a protein of 144 amino acids. Gene Ontology annotation, molecular function: RNA binding; translation initiation factor activity. Gene Ontology annotation, biological process: translational initiation. The transcript is spliced from 7 exons. The record is from RefSeq and is a predicted model, not a curated record. Gene Ontology annotation, cellular component: cytoplasm.